AAACCUUUGAGCGAUGUGCCGUCGCCAUGACUACUGGCUGCUGGCUGGAAUCAUACAACACGGCUAUGCUCGUUGGCAGGAUGUGCAGAACGAUGUGAGGUUUGCCAUCCUCAAUGAGCCUUUCAAAGGGGAGAUGAGCAGAGGAAACUUCCUGGAGAUCAAGAACAAGUUUCUUGCCCGCAGGUUCAAGUUAUUGGAGCAGGCGUUGGUGAUUGAGGAGCAGUUGCGCAGGGCGGCUUACCUGAACAUGACAGAGGACCCGGCCCACCCCUCUAUGGCCCUCAACACUCGCUUCAGUGAGGUUGAGUGUCUCGCCGAGUCCCACCAGCACCUCAGCAAGGAGUCCAUGUCUGGAAACAAGCCUGCCAAUGCAGUUCUGCAUAAAGGUAAAUCAAAUGAAAGAUUAAAAGAGAUAGGUAUAGUGAGGGUUCUCAUGGACAUGGAAAAUAUAGUAAUUCUUCAUCUUCAUCAAGUCAUCUUACAGUAAUGUUCCUUUAGCAUGAACUAUAACAGUUUGUUGUGUCUGAGCAACAGUUUCCACACCUGUAACAAGCAUCUGAAUAUGAAGAGCGUGUGUGUGAGAGAGGAUGUAGUGUUGGCCGUUACUGUGGUAGUAUCAGGAAAGUAUUUAAAUCACUAAAAAGUACUUCCCUAAGUAUUGCUGCUAACGUAACCAGCAACAAACAUCAGGUGCAACACUGUGGUUAUUGAUACAGCAGCUUCUAUAUUUGAACAAACAAAGCUUUUCAUUACCUCUUCAGGAAAUAACACUGCAACCACCCAGUCCAUCUUUGAGGUUAUAGAGAUGACAAAGGGUGUGACUAACAGUUAUUCUUUGAGAGAGGGGAUGACACGCAGCAA
Molecule: messenger RNA, 861 nt
Organism: Morone saxatilis (striped sea-bass)
Lineage: Eukaryota; Metazoa; Chordata; Actinopteri; Moronidae
Product: chromodomain-helicase-DNA-binding protein 4-like
Exons: 3
Coding region: 14-487 (157 amino acids)
Source: RefSeq, a predicted model, not a curated record